AUGGUCCUCGACCGCGAGAGCCUCUGCCACCUCAUCGGGUUCAACAGCUGGACUGCGGUUCAAGGUUGGGUCCACGCGGUGGCUUCAGACUCCUACACGGAGUUGAUGGAGGACUACCUUCGUCCUUUUGAGAACGCCGGCCAGAGGAACCCCCCCGGCAACAAUUACAUCAAGGACUUCUUCGUCGCCAAUGCCGCCGAUUUCGAGCAUUGGAUCAGCCUGCGCGUCUCAGAGCUCGAGCGCGGCGUCACCGGGCCCAGGCCCAACAAGACAGGCUGGAGCACCAGACAGCACUACGAGUUGUUCAUGGUGAAUGCUCUGGCCGAGGACCGCCUCUCCACCCGCCAGAACCCAGACGACUCCGACCAUCUCGCGACCAAGGGUUUCGCGGCCGUGCCGGCAAUGCUCAUCGCCAACAUGUACGAGCUGACCGAUGCCCUUUGCCACAACUACUGGAAGCCCGCAAGCGACGAGUGGGACUCCGACGACUCCGACGUCCCGUACGUCGACGAGGAUGAUCUUCCAUUCCAGGGAAUGGUGGCGUGA
Chaetomium globosum CBS 148.51 is the source of this 546-nucleotide messenger RNA. RefSeq lists its product as uncharacterized. Lineage: Eukaryota; Fungi; Ascomycota; Sordariomycetes; Sordariales; Chaetomiaceae. The record is from RefSeq and is a predicted model, not a curated record. The transcript is spliced from 3 exons. The coding region runs from base 1 to 546 and encodes 181 amino acids.